AUGUCCACUGUACAGGCACCAUUGCUAUGGGUGCCCCUCAAAACAACUUCGGAUGUCUCUUACGCCCCAUCUAUCCGCCAGACGAUCAUGCAGACCUACCAGGAAUCAGCCGAUAGUUACAAAGAAGAAAUCGUCGCUCUCGAUCGGUGUCGGCAAGAUGCGCUCAGAGGUAGUGCAGGGAGUGACAUAACUGGUCGGGAUUUACUUUAUAAGUACUUUGGUCAGCUAGAGCUUCUCGAGCUCCGAUUCCCUGAGGUCCGAGUCCCAUUCCCUUGGAAGGAUGCUUUCACCGGCAAAGAAAUAUCACAGCUAUCACUUGCUUACGAAAAGGCAUCUGUCAUCUUCAAUAUUGCAGCCACCCUCUCCUCUUUGGCUGCACAGCAGAAUCGUACAUCGACAGAAGGAAUCCGCCGAGCUUUUCACAACUUCAGAUGCGCUGCUGGGAUGUUUACCUACAUCAAUGAUAACUUUCUACAUGCCCCUUCAACCGAUCUCAGCCGAGAAGUCGUCAAAGUCCUCGUUCAAUUGAUGAUUGCCCAAGCCACCGAAGUUUUCGUCGAGCGAAUGACAGAGGAGAAAGAGAAGAAGCCCUUUGGAUUGAGAGCCCGAGUCAGUACUCAAGCUGCUUUCCUCUACGGCGGUAUUAUUGAAGACGUGAAAGAACUGGUCAACAAAGGGAUUUUCGAACGCAGCUGGACUUGGCUGGUUCAAUGCAAGAACAAAUACUUCAUCUCAUUGGCUCAGUACCAGCGAUCUUUGGCCGAUUCAGCUUCCUCUAAACAUGGCGAUGCGCUGGCUCGACUUCAAAUCGCCGAAACAGCUGCUAAAGAAGCCUCGCGAUACGCAACUUCAUUUUCCACUUCAUUUACGUCUGCUGGCAGCGCAGGUUCAGCCACUCUUCCCUCGGACGCAGCGGCAUCAUUGCUGGAACUCACACGAACGCAUUUGACACUUUGUAAUGAAGCAAAGGUUUCAGAACAGCGAGAUAACGAUUUGAUCUAUCAUGAAGCCUUGCCCUCAGAAGCGGCUCUACCCCCAAUAGAGAAAAGUAGCGUCGGCGACCCCAUUGCAAUUCAGGAAGUCUAUGGAGCACCGGAGGUUCAAAAAGUUGUGGGCCAAGACAUUUUUGUUCGCCUUGUACCACUAAGUGUUCAUCAAAGUUCAAGCCUUUACAGCGAGGAAAAAGCGAAGCUCAUUCGAACCGAAGGAGAAAGGUGUGAAACAGCUGAUACGGAACUCGUCACUGCCCUCGAAUACGCCGGUUUGCCCACAGGCUUAGAUAAAUUUAGCGACUUCGUCAACAAUGGAUCGGCGCGCCUGUGUGAGAUGACCGAACCUCCCUCCCAAGUUCUCGAAUGGGCAGAAGCUGUUCAACAAGCCAAGGGAGUCAGGCCGAUCGAAAAGAUGUGGGAGGAGUUAACUGGUCUGCGUAACAAAGUCCACCAGGAUCUCGACAGUAUCGAACAAAAGCUUGACACCGACGCUCGGGAUUGUGAGCAAUUGCGCGUAAAAUAUGAUCACCUGUGGGAACAGCAGCCCUCUUCCAACUUUACCAAAGCAUGGAGGCACAGCUUGAAAUCCCAUCGAGAAGCACUUGAAGCCGCCAAGAAGUCCGAUCAGCAAAUCGAUGAGAUUUGGCAAUCGGCCAAGACGGACCUUGAAACUCUAGCUGAUCCGACUCGGGAAUCGGUGCGCCGCUUGUUUUCAGAAAACCUUCAGCUUAACAGCAACACGAAUACCAACAAUCUCCUCGAUGUGCUCGACAAUAACGACGAUGAAUCCGAAAUGUCACAAAUGAAAAACAUGGUAACAUCAAUUCAAGAAAAUAUCAGUCGGCUGCAAGCCAUUAAGAAGGAACGAAACGGAGUUCUGCAAGACCUGAAGGAACGCAUUCAAGCCGAUGACAUCUCGCAACUUUUGAUUCUUAAUCGGAAGGCUCAAAACAUCGAGCCCGCGUUAUUCGCCGCUGAGCUCGAAAAAUUCCAGGCUCAUUCUAGUCGGAUCAGCGCUACAAUACACCUGCAAGCAACGGUCAUCCAAGAGUUGACAGCCCAUCACAAAUCUUUGAUCGACAGCAAACGAGGCAAAGAUGUGCAGGAGCGAUGGACGAACGCAUCGAAAAGAAUGACACAAGCCACGAAUCGGUUGCAAGCAGCGUAUCAGUCUCAUGAAGAAAUCCGGUCAGCACUACUAAAAGGAAUUCACUUCUACCGCGAAACUCAAACAGCUGUUAUUGAUAUCCAGAGACAAGUUGAAAGUUUCAUCAGUAAUCGGGUAGCUGAGCGAAUGCGUAUGACCACUCAGGCCGAAGCUAAAUCAGAAUGGAAAGAUACCAAUCGUGGAGAGGCACACAAUCUGGAGCAUCAAAUGGCCAGAAUGAACUUGGCCAAUUCUUCAUCUCCCUCUUCCAUGUUGGGUCCUGUUCCUCCGCCUCUUCCACCUCAGCCUCGAACUUGGCAACAGCCGGUCAACCCUACUCCCGCUGGGCCUCCCUAUCAGAACUUUUCCUCUUACCCUGCCGGCUCGGAUCGGACACCAGCUCCAACAACUCAAAGUCAUUACUCCUCCCCUUCACCAGCAACCAUCGAUCCAUAUGCAUCGUUGGGGUCUUUCGGCUCGACCAAUCCCCCCACAAUCCCCCUAUCACAGAACCUUCCUGGUCAGGCCCACCCCCCAAUUUCUCAUCAGUAUUCCGGGCAGGCCCACCCCUCAAUCCCUCAGCAGUAUUCCAGUCAAGCUCCCCCUCCCCCUCCGGCUCCACAUCAGCGUCCUGCUCAGUUUCAUCCUCAACAUAACGCCUUCCCAGCUAACGCCCAAUACGAACCCCUCGCUGCAUCGACUGGCCAACCCAAGCCUGCUUUGCCGCCACCACCCCCUCCCGUAACAUACCAAUCUGCUGUAGCACAAGCCCAGAACGCCAACUCGUCCUGGAGCCCCUCUCCCCAACCUCCUGGAGCCCAUCACCAUCACGCUCAACAUCCUGGUCCCCCACCCAAUGCGCCACCGAUGCAUUACCCUUCUGCUCCUUCUUACCAUCACAACAGUACCGUACACACUUAUAACCAGCACUCCCGGAGUGAUGCAGCAUCUCCCCAGGUUCACCACAUCUCCGCUCCGAACACCCAGCCCUAUCAUGAUCCUAGGAAUGGUAUGGCCUACGGCUCUCUAACUCAAAACCCUCAACCGCCGCCGAAGCCCGAUGCGACUUAUCCAAAUCAUGGCGGAUGGCAACAGGCCCAACAACACCCUCAUUCGUACACUGCCCCUUCUCACAAUCCUUACUACCCCAACCCUGCUCCACCGCAACCACCACCUGGACCGAGGUAUCAAUAG
Puccinia triticina is the source of this 3333-nucleotide messenger RNA. RefSeq lists its product as uncharacterized. Gene Ontology annotation, cellular component: endosome. The transcript has 4 exons. NCBI's taxonomy places the organism in Eukaryota, Fungi, Basidiomycota, Pucciniomycetes, Pucciniales, Pucciniaceae. The record is from RefSeq and is a predicted model, not a curated record. Bases 1 to 3333 code for a protein of 1110 amino acids. Gene Ontology annotation, molecular function: protein binding. Gene Ontology annotation, biological process: protein transport to vacuole involved in ubiquitin-dependent protein catabolic process via the multivesicular body sorting pathway.